Molecule: messenger RNA, 893 nt
Organism: Kogia breviceps (pygmy sperm whale)
Lineage: Eukaryota; Metazoa; Chordata; Mammalia; Artiodactyla; Physeteridae
Source: RefSeq, a predicted model, not a curated record
GUUCUGCAUUCUGUCAUAGACAAAGGGAAACGGAGACCCAGAAAAGGGAAGGGACCGUGACCCAGCCAACGCCUCCCAGUCAGCAGCAGAACUGGGAAAGCCCUGCCCCGAGAUGCCUGACUCCCGGUUCCUCUUUCUAAACAGGCUGGUCCGGGAGUUCGUGGCCCAGAACAACACCGUGCAGAUCAAGCAUGUGAUCCAGACGCUGUCUCAGGAGUUUGCCCUGUCCCAGCACCCGCACAGCCGGAAAGGGGGCCUCAUCGGCCUGGCCGCCUGCUCCAUCGCGCUGGGCAAGGACAUCGUGACGGAGAGCAACAAGUUCGACCUGGUGGGCUUCAUCCCCUUGUUGCGGGAGAGGAUUUAUUCCAACAACCAGUAUGCCCGGCAGUUCAUCAUCUCCUGGAUCCUGGUUCUGGAGUCCGUGCCAGAUAUUAACCUGCUGGAUUAUUUGCCAGAGAUCCUGGAUGGACUCUUCCAGAUCCUGGGCGACAACGGCAAAGAGAUUCGGAAAAUGUGUGAGGUGGUCCUUGGAGAAUUCUUGAAGGAAAUUAAAAAGAACCCCUCCAGUGUUAAGUUUGCUGAGAUGGCCAACAUCCUGGUGAUCCACUGCCAGACCACGGGGGACACGGGUUCGAUCCCUGGUCCAGGAAGAUCCCACAUACUGCGGAGCAGCUAAGUCCACACACCACAACUACUGAAGCCGACGUGCCACAACUACAGAAGCACACGCACCUAGAGUCCAUGCUCCACAAGAGAAGCCACUGCAAUGAGAAGCCCGCGCACCGCAACAAAGAGUAGCCCCCGCUCACCGCAACUAGAGAAAGCCCACGCACAGCAACAAAGGCCCAACACAACCAAAAAUAAAUAAAUUUAUAAAAAAUAAAAAUAAAAAA